This is a messenger RNA of Pocillopora meandrina, 558 nucleotides long. NCBI's taxonomy places the organism in Eukaryota, Metazoa, Cnidaria, Anthozoa, Scleractinia, Pocilloporidae. The record is from the annotation of a GenBank genome assembly.
AUGUCAGGCAACAUCUGGGAAGCCAUAGAUGAUCAGUUGCUUCCUCAAGAUAUUGAAGAAGAAGAAAGAGAGAACUUCUUCAAGUACAUUCGUGCCAAUCAGUCCCAGGUGCUGCUGGUUUUUGAUGGAUUGGAUGAAGCACCUACCAGUAUUAUGGAGCUGUUCUGCAGCCUUGUCGAGAGCAGAGAACUCUCGAAGUGUCACAUAAUUCUUACAUCCAGGCAAGAGGGUAGUGUUAAGAUAAGCAAGUUUUGUGACACCUUACUUCAAAUAGAAGGAUUUGUUUCAGAGAAUUCUCACAAUUACAUCAUGCAUUACUUCAAAGACUUGGAGGCACAGGGACAAAACCUUUUGAAGGACAUAGAAGAAAAUAUUGAACUUGAAGAACUGAUUGUCAAUCCCUUAUUCACAGCAAUGCUGUGUCUUGUUUAUGAAGAUUUAGAAGGUGGUCUGCCUCUAAGCAAGACUCAGUUGUAUCUUGAAAUCACAGAAUGCAUUCUUAAGAGAUUUUGCAAGGGUUUGCAAAGCAAGGGUUGUCUCACAAUAAUGACCACCUAA